Messenger RNA from Pseudopodoces humilis (Tibetan ground-tit), 11753 nucleotides. It is a transcript of the gene MAP2K6, whose product is annotated as mitogen-activated protein kinase kinase 6. The record is from RefSeq and is a predicted model, not a curated record. Gene Ontology annotation, biological process: protein phosphorylation; MAPK cascade. NCBI's taxonomy places the organism in Eukaryota, Metazoa, Chordata, Aves, Passeriformes, Paridae. Gene Ontology annotation, molecular function: ATP binding; MAP kinase kinase activity.
GCGCGCGGCGUUCCGGGGGGGAGCGCGCGCCUCGCAUCUUUUGUGCUCGGGCAGCUCGCCCCUCGGCGGAGCCGCGCGGGGAACGCUCUUUGUGCGCGCUCCCUCCCCCCCAGCCCGGCGGGGGACGAUGUCUCAGCCCCGAGGCAAGAAGAGAAACCCUGGGCUGAAAAUUCCUAAGGAAGCCUUUGAGCAGCCACAGACGAGCUCCACGCCACCCAGAGAUCUGGACUCCAAAGCCUGCAUCUCUAUUGGUGAGGAGAACUUUGAGGUGAAGGCCGAUGACCUGGAGCCCAUCUCCGAGCUGGGACGAGGUGCGUACGGGGUGGUGGAGAAGAUGCGGCACAUGCCCAGCGGGCAGAUCAUGGCAGUGAAGCGGAUCCGAGCCACGGUGAACAGCCAGGAGCAGAAGAGGUUGUUGAUGGAUCUGGAUAUCUCCAUGAGGACGGUGGAUUGUCCCUUCACCGUCACCUUUUACGGGGCGCUUUUCCGAGAGGGAGACGUGUGGAUUUGCAUGGAGCUGAUGGAUACCUCACUGGACAAAUUCUACAAACAUGUCAUUGACAAAGGCCUGACGAUUCCCGAGGACAUCCUGGGGAAAAUCGCAGUCUCUAUUGUAAAAGCACUAGAACAUCUCCACAGUAAGCUCUCCGUGAUCCACCGAGAUGUAAAGCCCUCUAACGUGUUGAUCAAUACGCAGGGGCAGGUGAAAAUGUGCGAUUUUGGGAUUAGCGGUUACCUCGUUGACUCUGUUGCUAAAACCAUGGAUGCAGGAUGCAAACCCUACAUGGCUCCUGAGAGAAUUAACCCGGAGCUGAACCAGAAGGGAUACAGCGUCAAAUCCGACAUCUGGAGCCUGGGGAUCACCAUGAUCGAGCUGGCCAUCCUGCGCUUUCCCUACGACUCCUGGGGCACGCCCUUCCAGCAGCUCAAGCAGGUGGUGGAGGAGCCGUCGCCGCAGCUCCCAGCGGAGAAGUUCUCAGCGGAGUUCGUCGAUUUUACCUCGCAAUGCUUGAAGAAGAAUUCCAAAGAACGGCCAACAUACCCAGAGCUUAUGCUACAUCCUUUCUUCACCCUGCACGAAUCCAAAGAGACAGACGUCGCCUCUUUUGUCAAGCUCAUCCUGGGAGACUGAGAACUGGACUUGUAAAAGAAUUGCCCUUCUGUGGACUGGUGGGUGCAGGGGAGGGGCACGUGGCAGGACUUGUCAUGGAAGCACCAACAGAAAGUCGCCGUGUUUUGUUUCGUUUUGUUUUUAUUCUGAGAAACCCCCGCCUCGCCCGAGUUUUUUUAAAGGGUUCUUUGGUAUCCAUAGUGACAUAGAACGAGCUGGUUAGUGGAAUGAAUUUUAAUAAGGUUGGUAACCUUAAAACAAAAACAAAACAACAACAACAAAAAAAAUCUUUUUUGAAAGAGUGAUUUACAUAUUUAAUGACAGUCGAAGUUCCUCUUCCUAACUUGCUCCUCAUCCCCCUUCCCUUCCCCUUGAACCAGAAUUUGCUUUGUCAUGGUAAUAGGUGCUAUGGUAGUCAUGAAGUUGUAUGUAGAUUUAUAUUUUGUCCCUUCCAUUAUUUUAAUAUUUAUGUUAAGUGCUUGAUGGAAUAGAUUUCUGUUUUAUAUGAGGAUGAGUGCGUGGUGAUGAUGAUGAUGAUGAUGAUGAUGAUGCAAAAUGAGGCCGCAGCAAGCAGCACUUGUAGGGCUCGCUGGGGAAAAGGUGUCCGAGGAGAGGAGAGAGGAGAAGUGUCUCUGUUGUGGAAUGUAGGUGAUGUGCAUCAUAAAAGGAACGGAUAAGCAAGCCUUGCUGCUCGAGCUGUGUCAGGGAGGGAGGCCCCGGUGUCCCCUGUGGUCACCUCCUCUCCCGACACCGCGCUCCGAGUCCGGCCGGCGCUUCCAGCCCUGCCCCACCGCCCUGCUCUGCUGGAGAGGGCAGGCUGGGAGCUCUGGGAAUUGCUGGGACAAUGUCUGGGACAAAAGGCCCAGAGGGAAGGAGUUGUCAGAGAAGUUGCACAAAGAAGAGGAGGAGCAGUCCUGGUCGGUGCCCAGCAGCGUUGCAGUGCCCGGGGCUCCCUUGGGCUGGGGAUGAGCUGCUCUGGGGCUCGGGGGGAGCUCCUCUCUCGGAUGAGCCGGGAUCACAGGAUGCACAGCACCCCUCAGGGGUGGGAUGGAUUAGCAGUGGGUUCUGGGCUCCAUCCCUCCGUGCUUGCCCGGGGAUUGCAGCGCUCCCAGGAGCCCGUGCUGGCCUGGGCGUUGGGCUGUGCCCAGCCCCAGCUGGGAUGCUGCAGGCAGCCGGGAGCGCUGGGCUCUGCCUGGGGAACCACGCAGGGACACCACAGCCCGCCCUGACCAGGAGCUCCCUGCUGCUGGCCUCGGGGACGAGCUGCGAGCCAGGGACAGGAGAAGGUGGGAGAGGAGCUGGAGAGCGUUGUGCCCUCAGGUCAGUCACUGUCUGGAGCAGGGGGCGCUGGGAGUGUUGGCUCCACGUUAACGCUGGUUUGAGCCAUGCCUGCCCAGCUGCCUGGCCUGGGGCUCCUUCCCCCAGCCCUGGAACGAGGCCUGCACGAGUGCCUCGUGCCCCUGCAUGCGCUUCCAUCCCCACCCCUCGCUUGGGCACAGCCCCUGGGAGCCAGAAACACACGCUGCUCUGCAGGGCUGAACCUUGCAGGGUGUCACUGUUACUGUGCAGGGUGUCACUGAACCUUGCUCUGCAGGGCUGAACCUUGCAGGGUGUCACUGAACCUUGCAGGGUGUCACUGACCCUGCUCUGCAGGGCUGAACCUUUGCAGGGUGUCACUGACCCUGAGCAGGGUGUCACUGACCCUGAGCAGGGUGUCACUGACCCUGAGCAGGGUGUCAUUGCUAGGUUAGCAGCUCCAGGCUCUGCUGGUGCAGGUUGGAACAGUCUGAGGGGAUUUUGGGAAUCCCUUGGAAGGGCUGAAGAGGAGGGCAGUGUUCAGAGCAGGGGCUCUGGGGUGCUGGGGACACGCCAACACUUCCAAGAGGCGCACAAAGACACCGCCAGUGCCUGGGCUGUCACUGUCCCUGCCACCACAGGGGUGGCUGUGAGCCUGGGGUGGUGCAGCCCUGCCCUGGGGCUGGCAGUGACAGAGACAGGGGAGCAUUUAUCGGGAUUUAUGGAUCCUUGUGCCCUCAGCUGCAGAGCAGGGGGCUCACAGAGGGCUUGCAGGAAUCAGGGUGCCAUUCACGGGUGGUGCAGGCUUUGGGGAGCAGGUUCCCCUUGCUCAGCCCUGCCCCAGGAGCCCGCCCAGCCCUCGGGAAAGGAUAAGCUCCACACCCCGCUCCGUGCCGAGGGGAACCUUUCAGGUUACAUUUCAUGGCAGAUGAAACACGAGGAUGUUUUAUUUCACAGUGUAAUUUUAAGAGGCCUCGCAUGGCUCAUGAUCUGCCCUCUCAUAUUCCGUGGUGUGUGUGUGUGUUUUCUCUCUCUCACUUUCUCAGAGUCACAGAGCUGUUUUGAUUGAUUGUCCUCAGCUGCAGCUGAAAGUCCAGCCAGCCAGUUUAUAGACUUGGUUCCAGCAUCAAUUCUCACUUUGAAAAACAUGACAUUUAAAACCACCCUUUGGUUUUCCUACAUAUGGAUCUGAUGCUUUUGUUAAAGAUUGUUUUUGCUGCUUUUCCCCUGCAAUAUAAGUCUCGUUUGGACACCGCAUCUCCUUGACCUCAGAGCACCUUCAUUUCAGUGCCAUUGUAAUUGACAGGUUGAAUUUAUGAGAUACUGUCAAAGCUCAGUAUUUAUAGCAGAUAUUAAUGUCACCAGCGUUUUCCAAUAGAGAAUUAAUGGCAGUGUUUUCUGCAGCUGGUAACCCUCUGAAAGGAUUCCUCCGUGCCUCCACACAGGGCUUGCUUUUAUGCUUUCUGCUCUAAUCCUUUUGUUUUAAUGACAUUACAAUAGGGCACGCAACAAAUCACUUCCCUUCCCUGCUCCUUCUCCGUGACUUUGUUCCUUUCAAAGUCGUUUGCGUCAGCCCAGGGUAAGUGUGGAGCUGUGUGAGGGUGAGGAAAGUGCUGUGAGAUGCACAGGGCUCUGGCCCUGCAUCCCUCCACAAAGCUUGGCCUGACCCAGGAGUUCCUGAGAGAGAAGCCUGAGCUUGGUGGCUUCAGCUCAGGGAGGAGAGCCAGGGACUCCUGUGUGCCUCAGAGCCCUGCUGGGCUGCAGGAUGAGAGUCAGGCUCUUCUCUCUGCUGUUUAAUGUGACCUCUGUGAAGAUGAAAAGCCUUUGGUUGCUGCUCAGAUCUUUGCUUGGCCAGAGCACAAGCACAGGGACAGACACAAGCUCUGGGACGUGAAACCUUUCCUGGCAGCCUGGCCCCCUGGGCAGCCCAGGUGUUGAGGUUUAGGGAUGUUCUUCACAAAGGUUUUCUGUGUUCACACAGCUCAUUUGGGCUUGGGAUUGCCCCAGACUGGAAUUUUUAGAGAAGCAGGUCUUGAAAGAACCUCAAAGGCAGGGAGCAGAGGGAGAGCAGAGCUGUGGGAGCUCAGCACUGAGCUGUGAGCUGGACCAGCUGUGGAGAGGGCCUCUCCAGCCUGCCACAGGUUACCAGCAGGCACAGCCCAUCCCCAGGAGUGCCCAGGUGUGUGUCCGUCCUCCUCUUCCCACCUCCUGCAAUCUCCAGAGUGCUGCAGGCCUUGCCACUGCUGGAGCUCUGAAGUGUCACUGGCAGGAAAGGUGUUUUUUGGGUCUCCAAGAGCCCUUUGCACCCUUAAAUCUGGCAGAGUAGUUGGAGGGCAUUUUCUGGUUACUGUUUGAAACCCCAGGUUCAUGCUGCUGCACUGGGUGCAAUGCCCAUCUUCCCUGGAGUUCUUCCAGGUGCACAGACCUUGACACAGGUAUCUCUGUACUGUAUUUCUCUGGUUUCCCCUGGCUUUUGUUGAGUUUACUGGUGACAAAGAGGCAACUCUGACUUGUUAAAGUUAAAAAAAGUUAAAACUUCAUUUCUGGAGGCAGUUGGUGGGUCCCUACUUGGAAAAAUCUCUAAAAAAAAAUCUCAAUUCAUCUCCCUGUAGCUGAGCAGGUGCUGCUGCACCUUUUUCUGCUGGGAAGGCUCAGCAGGGAUUUCUCCAUGCCUGCUGCCAGCCAGGGGUGUACCUGCACGUUUCCCUUCUUCCCUGCAUGUUCUGGAAGAGGAAAUCCUGCUUGAUCAACACAGCAUUGCUUCAGUGGCUGCUCUGGUGUGGUUCAGACAAGGUUCCCACCAAGCUCCCGUGUUUAAUAAAUCUGUUUUAUUCAAAACAACCCCCAAACUCCUCUCUCAGAAAAACCAGCCAAGAUGCUCCUUUUUUUUUUAUUUCCCCUUCCAUCUUGUUCCUGUUAGAGGAACCCUGGGAGCCCGUCUUGGUGCUUUCACUCUUUCACAUGCCAAAGAUCCCACGUAGUUAUGCUCCUGCCAAACCAGUUCUUGUAGUCCUGCCUCUAAAACCAUCCAUUUCCCUGCUCCUUGGGGUUCCUUUUGUUGCUGUUGCUUUUUCAUUGAAUUUCCUCGUGUUUAUUGACAUGUCUAUUGUUGAGCUUCCUGGACACAUGCAGCUCUCUUUUUUGGGAUACAGGGAAAGACAAAUAGUUGCCUUCACUUGUGUGCCCCUGCUGUUGGGGAAAUACUGUCAGUGGUGUGAUUCCUACAGAUGGGAUGGGUCUCAUGUCGAGCUGGGCUCAUGGAGGGUGUAAACUGGCACUGCUCCAUUGGCUUGGCUGGAACAAGGCCAGUUUUGUCCAGCUGAGAAUCUGUCCUUAGAUUUUAACUGUCUAAACAGUUACUACACACUAAUAAAGAUUAAUGAUGGUAAAUCCCCAGGGAUUAGACAUAAAAUGGCAAGUUUUGCUCAUUAAUCUUUAUUGCCAUGUUAUGGUUGUUGCUGUUAGAGCCUCUCUCUGCUCUGGACGUGCACAGAGGAGGGUGCUGAGCCUGGGGAGAUGAAGGCUGGACAGAACACACAGAACACACCAGAUGUCCACAUGUUUUACACUCUGUGUCUUCCCUCCAGGUUCCUUUAUUCCUUGAAAGCCCUUAACCAGCAGCAGAGGAUGGAUCCCAGAGCUUCGCCUGCUCCUCUGGCCUCUGCCUGGGCUGUAAAACCCAGAUUGUUUCUGGUGAGAAGGGAUCAGAUCUCCUCAUUAAUAUUUCAGCUCAGCCUUUGCUGGAGCAGAUGGAGAAUGUCAAAUUUGCCCUGUGCUCUGCAGAGCUGGGAGAUUCGCCCUGGAGGAGUGGCAGCUCUGUUGGAGGCUGAAAGGACUCUGCUCCUUCACAUAACCCCACUCCAUAAAAACAGUGGCUUUUGUUAAUGAAUGGGGGCAGAAAAAGCUGCAUCUCAGUUUUGAGGUGUUUGCAGAUGAAUAAACACAGCCAGGAGCUCUGGUGGAGCCAAGUGCUCCAGGCACAAAGGUCCAUUGCUGUAGAAAUGAAAGGGACUCUGAGAGUGCAGUGAACUUUAAGGGUGGGUUUAAUGGCAAUUAAAACAAAAUGAGUCCUGUGAUGGGCAGCUGGUGUCAGUGCACUCUGCCAGGGAGGGUCUGGAGCAGCAGGAGAGGCAGGACACAGCCACAGGUCCAUCGAGGGCACAGCCUGAGAGCAGCCUGGCUGCCCCUUCCCUCCCCACAUCUUCCUUCAGGCCCAGAUUGAUGGGCAGUGGGUCCCAGGUUGCCACUGGGAAUCUGAAUCCAAAUCCAGGGAGCAAAAUCUAAAACCAAAAAGGAAAAUAUUUUUCCACAGGGAAAAACCUGCAAGUGGCCCAGGGCACGCUGCUGCUGCAUGGCCUGAAAGGACGGGAAAAGCCUGGGAGAGACCUCUGUAGCUGAGAGAGAAGAGGGGAAACUUUUCAGGUCUCUAAGCAGCUUCAUGCUGUAAUUACCCAAUUUUCAGGCCACCAGGAGGAGGGAGUUCACCAGGGAGCAGCUGGGGCUGCAGGAUGGUUGUGGUGUGGCUCCCUCAGAGCAUCCCUGGGAUGCUGGAGAGCUCUUGGCCUCCCUGGACACCUGACAGGGAGAGGCACCUUCAUCUUUCUGUUCCCAUGUCUGGGAUUUCACCGGCCCCAGCGGGAAGGGGCCUCAGCUGUCCAUGGAGUGGAGAAGGAGCUGCCUGUCCUCUCCAGUUCCCUCUCCCUGAUCCCACAGCUGGGAGCUGGCCAAGCAGCCACCCUGCAGGGCUCAGCCCCAGCGGGAGCUUGUCAGGUUUGCUGCCAUUCCGCUAGAACUCCCUUUGGGAACGCUGGGCAGCUCUGGAGCUGCAGCAGCCCCGCUCUGAGGCGCCUCAGCAGCCAGGAUGGGCCACAAGCCCUUCCUCGAGAGGCUCCUGGUUUUUAGAGGCCGGGGCGAGCGUCCAGCGGCCGCGAGGUUCUGCGGGGACAAGCCGGGAAAAGCUUGGAAGCGCCUGAAGCGCGCUGGAAGUAGAGAUGGAAAUCUCAAAAGAUCAGACGUCUUUCGGCGAUUUCCAAAGCUAUCUGGUUUUAGCCAGACCUGAAAUCCUUUCCUAGAAGUUUUAUUUCAGGGUAUUUUGAUCUGUUACUUUCACUUUUGGGCUUAGCUAAAUCCAGGAAACUCGGAGCGGUGUAAUUUUUGAAUAAAGACUAAACACACCCCGGGUAUUCCUGAGCUGAUCAGGAAAGCUGCUGCUUGGUUUAUCUUCCAGGAAUAAUUCAGGCCAGAUCAGGCUUUAAUUCAGUCUGGUUUUGCCCCUAGAUAAUGAUUGUUUUUGAGGAAAUAAAAAGAGCAGACCAGGAUCUUUCCAAAAGGCUGUGACCUGACACACCAAACCAUUCCAGGAGAUGGAUGGAGAUAAAUGCUCCAGUGAGAGGGGCCAAUGUCUGGAGGCUGCAACAGCAGCCUGGACUAUCUGUGGCCUCCAAAAACUCACACAGACACAGGAAUUGUGGGAUGGAGGUGUUGGAUUCUGCCAUUUCUUGGGAUUUUUCCCUUUAGGAGAGAGCAUUCAGCCAUCUCAGAGUGUCCCAGAACACCCAAAAGCCUUCAGCAUUUUUAUAUUGGUUUUUCUUUUCAGGACGGAUACUGUGAAAAGUCAGGAAGGGCCAGCUGUCCUUGAUUUGCACAGGCAGGGUGAAGAAAUGUGGCUUUGGUGCCUGAUAAAAGCCAAGAAAAGGUGUGUUUAAAGAUAAAUCCCAGUCUCUGUCAGAGCUGCUGAGCCAGGAUCAAAUAUUCCCAAAUCCAGGUACAGCUGCAGAGCUCUCCAUCCACAUUUAGCCCAAAUUUCAUCACAAAUCCUGCAUAAACACCUACAGCGUGGACUGUGCCUUCUGGGGGGCUUCUGGCAGAUUUGGGGCUCAAAAUCCAAUAUUCCCCAACCCAGGAUUUGGCUCUGAAUAUUCCCUUUAAAAUCCAUGUGUAAAGUGAAUUUCCAGGGCUCGGCUGCUGUUUUUAUUUUGGUGAAUGGAGUGGUUUGUGCUUGGUGAGAGCUGUCCCUGUGCCAGGGGCUGCUGGAAAUCAUCACAACAUCCAAAAUAGCUGGAAUUCUGCAUUUUUUAAAUAGGAAUACAACAAGGGGAAGCUGCUAAAUGUAGCUCCUUGUAAGCUGGAAAUGUGUUGGAGUAAAAUUUGUCAUUUCUUGUAGAGAAAAAACAAAACAAAACGAAACAACUCUCCAAAAUUGUCCAAAAUCUUCAAUUUAAGGAAUUACAGUUUUAUUGGCAAAGAUCCACGUUCAGAAAUCCCAUCAAUAGAUGGGAUUUUUAGACUUUCUGUCUUAAGGUGUGAAAUCUGCUUUUUCUCAAGAUGGUGGGAAAUCUGUAAUAAGGAUAUUUCUAAAUAAUUCUGGCUAGGGAAAAAAAAAAACCCCAAACACCUCAAAAAAAUGGAAAAGCACCGAGAUCCCAGUGUUCUCUGGUGUUGAAGAGGGCACAUGGACAUGUUAGGAAGGAGAAGACUUUUCAACCUGCUGUAAUGCAAGUCCUUAUUUUACUUCAUUUUUAGGGUUUUUUUUUUACAGCAACAUCACUUGGUUUCUUAACUGGGAAAGUCUCUGCUUUUCCAUCCCCGUGGAAAGCUGAUUAUUCUUUCUCAUAUUCUUAUUUAUUAUUUAUCCCUUUCUGGUACUAUCCAAGAGGUGCUGAAGAUAUCUCCCAGCCUGCCCUCGAGCCAUGUGGGAUCCCUGUGGUAGCUCCUAACAGCUGGGAUGGCAGUAGACAGCUAAUUAUGAUUUUAAAUUAUAUUUAUAGCAACUUAGAUUAUUAUUUUUUUGUUUUUUAGUGUCUCGGUUUGCAUUAGAAUUAGGGAUGGGGAUAAGGAAUCUUGUUUUAAAAUAUUCUAAUUUUUUUUUUUUGAGUUUUGGGGGCUUCUGAAGAAACCUGCUCACUUUUAGGUUUUUAGUAGGGAAGCACGAGGUGGGUUUCAGUUGUUCCUUUGAGAGGGGAUUGAGUAGCACCAGGGUUCAGUUUAGCUGGUAGAAUGCUCUGUCAAAUCAUUAAAAUCGAUUAAAUCAAUCAAUAAAAUCAGCUGAACUCUGAGAAAACAGCCACUUUCCACCUGAAAAUUCAAAUCUGGUUGGUGACAAAUUUGGUUCGUCCCAGGCUCGUGCCAGGCUUUUCUCUGUCAAACCUGGAGUUUGCUGGAGCCCUGGGUGGUGAGGACUGGCCAAGGCAGGGCUGGGGACAGCCAAGUGUCACCUCUGGGGCUGGAGGACACCUGUCCUGCAGAAAUAACGGAGCAAUUCACGAGCUCUGGGGGAUGCUGAGGGGAAUCCCUCAAGUGUGGGAGAGAAUCAGGGCUUUGGGGCUCAAAACCCAUCAGGUUUUGUUCUUUUUAUUCCCUUUCUGCCCUUGGAAAGGUGCUUCAGAAGCCUCCCCAGCCUUUCUGAUAAAGAGUAACAGAACCAGAGAACCACAGAGUCACGGAGGGUGGAAAAACCUUUAAAAUCAUCGAGUCCAACCAAAAACUCAGCGCUGCCAAGGCCACCACUAACCCGUGUCCCCGAGUGCCACAUGCACACAUUUUCAGCCCUUCCAGGGAGGGUGACUCAAGCCCUUCCCUGGGCAGCCUGGGUGCUGUGGUGCAGCUGUUUUCAGACAGCUCACACCACUUUUCUGGUUUGUUUUCUUUCCCCAGCGUAUAAGAAACGCUGGGUAGCAGAAUGUGGAAUUGAUUAGAAGUUCAUAAAGCAGGGACCUCAGAAGGAUGUGGGUAUAAAUGCUUUUCAGGCAUCCGAGGUGAACUUUAAAUGGAGCUUUGGCCCUCAUUUGCUUUCUGCUUUUCAAAAACCAUUUAUGAGAAAGUGGAGCUGUCAAAGCCAUGCAUGAACUUUGCCUUCUUGCAAAUAACUUGUCUCAAAGUAAAUUGUCCAAAUGCACAAGAAACUUGUCUCUAAGUAAAUCCAGUAGCUCUACAGAGCUGGAAUUGUGUGCAUUGGAGGGUGUGAGAGGUGUGUGCGUGUGUGUGUGUGUGAGCACGUGUUGUGCUUGGGGAGGUGCAGGGAGUAACUCAGCCAUUUUGAGAUUUAAAAAAAAAACACAAUGCAAGUGCUUUUAAAAAAAAAAAAAAAAUAAAUAAAAAGGCAGCGUAAAAUAUUUAUUUCUUGGCAGAAGUACAUCAGACCACAUCUCCCAUCCUUCUUUUAAUUGCUUGGUGUUUGUUUGUGUUGUGUCAGGCUUUGCUGGUUUCCUCUGCAGGGCUGCGCGCCGCCCGUCACCUCGCACAACCCCGCUCCGAGCCAGGGCACGGGGCAGCUCCAGCUCCUCAGGAGAGCCCUGGGGUGCAGGCAGUGCAGCAGAGGCCAAGGUGCUGUUGGGUUAAAGGCAGUGGAGAGUGGGGGAUUUUCAAUUUUUAGCCUUGUCGAGGGAACUCUUUCCAUGUGAGAAUCCAACCUGCCGCGCCCUGAGGCAGCAGCACCCCGAGUCCCAGCCUUGGGGAGGGUGGGUUGGCCAGACAGGGCAGCUCAGAGGGUGUCACUGAAAAGGAAAGAGGUGCUGGAGUGAGUGUGAGGCAGCACUGGGUGCUGGUCAGUGCCUGUGGGCUUUGCCCAGGGUUUGGACGCUCCAGCUCCGGCGCCCAGCCAGGUGCAGACACUUCAUCAGUCAGAGACUGCCGAGCUCACCUGGCUGCCCACCUGCACAUCCCCUCCACCUGCAACACCUCCUGUGUUGUCUUCACCCAUCUCAGUGCUGUUCCUCGUGCUCUGGAGAUGAGCAGGAGCAGCAGAGGGACAGUAGGGCCGUGUGUGUAACGUUUGAGGGGCUUUUACUCCAUGUUGUUUUAAAGAGAUGCUUUUAGGAUCCAUGCUGAACUGGUAUUAUUUAACCUUCACUGCCACAGAUUCUUUCUCCCCACCCUCUUCACUUCAUACAGAUUGGCAAAACACAUUUGACUUGAAAAGAAAACACCCCCAAACCCUGCUGAUGGGAUAAGUUACUCCUCUUUACUGUGCUUUGAUUUGAUUUCUCAGGAUACCCAGAGGUUUUUCACUGCUGCUGAGAGGGGACAGUACACCUUUUUGGAGACUUCAACCACUGUAACAGUUUUCCAGAUGUGUGUGUGCGUGUGUGUGUGUGUAAGCCAGCACUGUGCGUGCGUGUGUUCUGCUGAAUAUCGUGUGCAUCUCUGAAAUGCUUCAAACAACUGCCUGGAAGUCAAAAACCAACCACCUCUUUCCAGUCAUAUGUUUGCCGUGACUUUUCAUAACCACACUUGAAACUAGUGGUCUUGGAUGGAAAUAUUCAAAGAGCAGGGCAUCUUUAUAGCAAUGGUAUGUCAGUCGAAUUACGGAAAAUGUACACAAAGAUAAAUAAAUGAAAUUUAAAAGUAA